AUGGUGAAAGAGAGAGUGAACUGGUACCAAGAUAAAGAAGAAGUUGUUUUGUGGAUGAAUACAGUAGGACCGUACCACAAUCGCCAAGAGACAUACAAAUACUUCUCUCUUCCCUUCUGUGUGGGAUCAAAAAAAAGCAUCAGCCAUUACCAUGAAACACUAGGAGAAGCACUUCAAGGAGUUGAACUGGAGUUUAGUGGUCUGGACAUUAAAUUUAAAGAUGAUGUAAUGCAGACGACAUACUGUGAAAUUGACUUGGACAAAGCAAAGAGAGAUGCAUUUGUGUAUGCUAUUAAGAAUCACUAUUGGUACCAGAUGUAUAUUGAUGACUUGCCAAUAUGGGGUAUUGUCGGCGAAGCAGAUGAAAAUGGGGAAGACUAUUAUCUUUGGACCUAUAAAAAACUUGAAAUUGGUUACAAUGGAAAUAGAAUUGUGGAUGUGAAUCUGACUAGUGAAGGAAAGGUCAAAUUGGUACCAAAUACCAAGAUCCAAAUGUCUUACUCAGUGAAAUGGAAAAAGUCAGAUGUCAAGUUUGAAGACCGAUUUGAUAAGUACCUUGAUCCAUCUUUCUUUCAGCACAGAAUUCAUUGGUUUUCAAUCUUCAAUUCUUUCAUGAUGGUCAUCUUCCUGGUGGGCUUAGUGUCCAUGAUAUUAAUGAGAACGCUGCGCAAAGAUUAUGCUCGAUAUAGCAAAGAAGAAGAAAUGGAUGAUAUGGACAGAGACCUAGGUGAUGAAUAUGGAUGGAAGCAGGUCCACGGAGAUGUUUUUAGACCAUCCAGUCAUCCUUUGAUAUUUUCAUCACUUAUUGGCUCUGGUUGCCAAAUCUUUGCAGUCUCUCUCAUAGUCAUUGUUGUUGCAAUGAUAGAGGAUUUGUACACAGAGAGAGGAUCAAUGCUUAGUACAGCUAUAUUUGUUUAUGCUGCAACAUCUCCAGUGAAUGGAUAUUUUGGAGGAAGCCUUUAUGCUAGACAAGGAGGAAGGAGAUGGAUAAAGCAAAUGUUCAUUGGGGCUUUUCUUAUCCCAGCCAUGGUGUGUGGCACUGCCUUCUUCAUUAACUUCAUUGCCAUCUAUUAUCAUGCUUCAAGAGCUAUUCCCUUUGGAACAAUGGUGGCCGUAUGCUGUAUCUGUUUCUUUGUCAUUCUUCCAUUGAACCUUGUUGGUACAAUUCUUGGUCGAAAUCUGUCAGGCCAGCCCAACUUUCCUUGUCGUGUUAAUGCUGUGCCUCGUCCAAUACCGGAGAAGAAAUGGUUUAUGGAACCAGCUGUUAUUGUUUGCCUAGGUGGCAUCCUCCCUUUUGGAUCAAUUUUCAUUGAAAUGUAUUUCAUUUUCACAUCAUUUUGGGCUUACAAGAUCUACUAUGUUUACGGCUUCAUGAUGUUGGUGUUGGUUAUUCUCUGCAUUGUGACAGUCUGCGUGACUAUUGUAUGCACCUACUUCCUGCUAAAUGCAGAGGAUUAUAGGUGGCAGUGGACAAGCUUUCUUUCUGCUGCAUCAACGGCAAUCUAUGUUUACAUGUAUUCCUUUUACUACUACUUUUUCAAGACAAAGAUGUAUGGCUUAUUUCAAACAUCAUUUUACUUUGGUUAUAUGGCGGUAUUUAGCACAGCCUUGGGGAUAAUGUGUGGAGCUAUUGGUUACAUGGGAACAAGUGCCUUUGUUCGUAAAAUCUACACUAAUGUGAAAAUUGACUAAGGAAAUAAGAAAAUUGAACUAUGGAUCAGUUACUGUUUUCACGGGAAUGGACUUGCACAGCAACAAGCGCAAGAAGAGAUUUGGGUUUUAACACUGGGCACUGUAUGGGUCUCCGUUCUGUGGAUGGCUUAAAGUAACAUCUAUUUUCAUUGAUCCUAGGUUCUUACUGACUGCUUUCUCCAACUGUUCACAGCAAAUGCUUGGAUUAUAUGCAGUAGACAUUACUACAGUACAUGGCUAAUCUUCCCAAAAAAAAAAAAAAAACUAGCUCAUUAAAGAUGAAUAGACUAGCUCUCUUCAGUGAAGAGGACAAACGGUUUAUUUAAAGCAUUUGUUCCAUUCAGUAAAAAGAGGGAAACUUGGCUGCUAAAACUAUGAUUAGUAGUCUUCCUGGUACUUAACAUUUCUAAAUUAUCUAAAAAUGCUGUUCCAGAAAGAUUACUUUUCAGAUUUUUACUGCCAUUUUCAGGAUAGAGGUAUGUUUUAUAUUUUGACUCUGGGUGCUUUUUUGGUUCAUUUGCAAUAUCAACUAUACCUACACCCAUUUGUUUAAAAAAAUUAAAAAUAUUAAAAAAACUGCAUGUAAUAUAUCAGCUAUCAUUCUAGUUGGACCAACUUCCCUUUUAUUUAUCUCUAAAAUGAUAUUCAGCUACAUCUUAAAUCCAUCCAAAGAAAAUAAGGCUGAAGACAGAGGUGUGUUCUCUGCAAUGCAAUUUACUGUACAGUUAGAAAGCAACAUGUUAAAUGAAGAGGAUACUGUUUGUUUUUAAUAAACAUUUCGAGGUCUAGAUUAAAACAAAACCAACAUUUUAACUGAAUGUCUAAAGUGAUUCUCCUUUUUUCCAAGUUAGUCUUAUUUUUUUGUUUGGGUUUGAAUGAAGGGUUUUCCUUAAAACGUUAUUAAAGGGGUAAUAAGUGUAUAUAACAUUAAAUAAUGUAACUUAGGUGUAGAUCCCAAAUGUAUUUGGAUGUACAGAUUUACUACAGAGUACUUUUCUGAUGAUUCGGUGUACAAAUGUGUGAAUUUGGGUGGCUUUUUACAUCUUGCCUGCCAUUGCAUGAAACGUUGGGGUUCCUUCACAAUGUGUGUCAUGCUUUCUGUUCUGUUUCCUUUCUGAAGCUCUUACAGGAGUUAAAUUUGUAAUUUAGAACAUUUUAAUUUUUUGUUUAUUUGAUCUGGACACUGAUAUAACACCAAAAGCACAGCUGCUUUGGGGUGUUCAGAAAACUAAAAUAAACUUUUCAGACAAAAAUAUUCUGAUUGUGAAAAUAGAUGAGUUUGCAGUUGAAAAUGUCUGUUUAAAAAGGCAAUGCUACUGAAUGCCAGUGUCUGUGUACAGUAUUACUGUGCUUUUCAAAUAUCAAAAACCCAUGCUUCACAGUCAGAGAAUUUGCUUGCAUCUGGAUUAUACAGUCCAGUUCCAAAAUGGAUGGUCAGUCUAGAAAGGUCCUCCUUGGCUGGACUGUCGAUAGGGAAAUCUGUUUAUUGAUCCAGCAAGUGUACUUGGAAGAUGGAGAGAUGAGAAGACGACUAAUAUAAAUGAGCAAAUAAAGGUUAAGAUUUUCUAAGACAAACGAGUGUUAAUUGUGCAGUGUACUUAGCUAGGAGGAGUCUCAAUGUGUUAAGUCUCUCAUGGAAACAGAUUUAAGACUUUAAGGGGCAAUCAGCUUGGGAAUUUUGACACCUGCUAUAUAGGGAAGUUUUCAUAAACCUGUUUGGAUCAGAGUAUCUUCCCCCAGAAAAUGCAACUUACUAAAUCAAAAAAAAAUUAUAAGCAGCAGUAUUUGCAUUAAUGAACCCUAUAUCUAUCUAAAAAUCAUACCAAUGUUGUACAGGGGUGUGAAAUACAUUUCUGCUUCUUGAAGAGGGAGACAGGCACUCAUAAGGGAUUGUGUUGUUUUGAGGUGUUUUUGGAAAAUUUUGCAUUCUGUUUGUAUAUAUAAUGUAAAGUAUGUGACCUUAAAAUGAGUGGAACAAAAUAAUUCUUCUGAAUGGGGAAAAUGCAACCAAAUCUACAGGUGGAAGAGAUCAAAAUCCUGCAUAUUCACUUGAAAUUUUACUCAAUAAAUGUGUAUUGCGUAUA
Alligator sinensis (Chinese alligator) is the source of this 3776-nucleotide messenger RNA. It is a transcript of the gene TM9SF3, whose product is annotated as transmembrane 9 superfamily member 3. The transcript has 15 exons. Bases 1 to 1692 code for a protein of 563 amino acids. Gene Ontology annotation, biological process: protein localization to membrane. Gene Ontology annotation, cellular component: membrane. Lineage: Eukaryota; Metazoa; Chordata; Crocodylia; Alligatoridae. The record is from RefSeq and is a predicted model, not a curated record.